Messenger RNA from Ramularia collo-cygni, 294 nucleotides. RefSeq names its product probable mitochondrial import inner membrane translocase subunit tim10. Bases 1 to 294 code for a protein of 97 amino acids. The record is from RefSeq and is a predicted model, not a curated record. The transcript has 2 exons. Lineage: Eukaryota; Fungi; Ascomycota; Dothideomycetes; Mycosphaerellales; Mycosphaerellaceae. Gene Ontology annotation, biological process: protein insertion into mitochondrial inner membrane. Gene Ontology annotation, cellular component: mitochondrial inner membrane.
AUGUCUUUCUCUCUUUUUGGUGGCGGACGGCCUCAGCCUUCAUCGGCGGAGAAGAUCGCAGCAGCAGAGGCGGAGAUCGAGAUGGUCUCCAACAUGUUCAACCAACUUGUCGACACAUGCACGAAGAAAUGCAUCCCCAACAACUACCGCGAAGGCGACCUCAACAAGGGCGAAUCCGUCUGCCUCGACCGCUGCGUGUCCAAAUUCUUCGAAGUCAACAUCAAAGUCUCCGAGAAGAUGCAGGGUGAGGCAAAUCAGAGACAAGGCGGUGGCGGAGGCAUGUUUGGCGCAUAA